UUAAAUUUAAUAUAUUCGUACACGAGUGCAAGGAAAAUCUUUCGCAAGGAUUCGCAGUUCAAUUUUGGGACUUUUUCGAAGAUCUGAAGCCCAGCUCUAGAGAGAGAAAUCGAAUAAUUUUAUGCGAGUGAUGAUAGAAUCCGAGUGAUAUUAAUUUUGUUUUUUUGUUUUUUUUUUAAUCUUCUCCUAAUUUUUUCCGGCAUUAAAAGUUGGCGUGAUUUCUGAAUUUUGAUCAUAAUCACACGCAUGUGUAUUGAGUGGGGGGUAGCAAUUUAAAAUCGGAAUCCAAACCACAAAUUCCACAAUACAAUCCUCGUAUUGAGCACACAGUGUUGGUGUAAAUUUCUCGAGAAAUCGAUGCCGGGAAAUCGGAAAUUUUCGAGGAAUGGUUCGACGUCGGACAGAGUUGACGUUGAUUUUGGCAGAGGCAAUGAGAAGGCUAAAGGUAGAAGAGAGUGAUGAUAAUGGUGGAGCGGGUGAUGAGCUGGGAUCCUACCCGGAUCGACCGGGCGAACCCGAUUGCAUAUACUAUUUGCGGACAGGGUCUUGUGGUUAUGGGAGCAAUUGUCGUUUUAAUCACCCCUCUAGUGCAGGACAAGUUUAUGGUGUUAAAACCAGCAGUGAACUUCCUGAGAGGGCUGGACAACCAGAUUGUGGGCACUAUCUAAAGACGGGCACCUGCAAGUAUGGGUCGACCUGUAGAUAUCAUCAUCCCAAGGAUAGACAAGCUGAUUUCUUGUUGAAUAUGUUGGGCUUACCAAUGCGUCAGGACGCGAAGCCCUGUCCUUUUUAUAUGCGCACGGGGUUAUGUAAAUAUGGAUAUGCUUGCAAGUUCCAUCACCCCCAACCUACAUUAGCGGCUGCGAAUGUCUUACCUGUAGUGGGACCCGUCUAUGGUUCAGGCGGCUCUGCAGUCGUUCCUUCAUCUGGUGCAUCAUCUGCAAGUGUUGCAAGUGUUUCAGCAGCAUCCUUAUCAAAGGCAACUUAUUUUGCUAGCUCUCUCCAAGUUCCACAGAGCUACAUGCCCUUAUUUCUACCUCCAUCACAAGGAUGGAACACAUAUAUGGGAGGCGCCAGUCCGUUAUCUGUCACCAGUGUCCUCACUGGACCAGUAUCGAACGGGCAGCUGUCUUAUCUUCCCGAAAGACCAGAUCAGCCAGAAUGCCGAUAUUUCAUGGAACACGGGAGUUGUAAAUACGGAUCCGAGUGCAAAUAUCACCACCCCAGAGAAAAGCUCUCACAAUUAGUUUCAACUUCUCUCGGCCCACUCGGGCUUCCUCUACGACCUGGUCAACCCGUAUGUUCGUAUUACAGCCUCUACGGACUCUGCAAAUACGGCCCUACCUGCAGAUUCGACCACCCGAUGGACGGGCACAACUACGCGUACAGCCUGAGUGUCCCUCCUCCGGCCUUUGCUUACUCUUCUCCGGCCCCAUAUCAGAGAACAACGUCCCUGAUGCCCGUAGCCGACGCCUCCCCCACCAAAUCAUCCAAGUUGAGUGACUGGAUCAAGAAGGAAGCAACUGUCAGCGACAAGCAUCUUCAGAACUCGAAUACCAAGAGCGUUGGGGAGUCGCUCGACCAGUCUGAUUCCCUCCCGCACUCGUCGAAGGCCUCGUCCGAGGUUCAUCACGACGAGUCCGACUGACGUGCUGUCGAACAGCCGCCUGUAACCACCCGCCACCACCUACUUUGUGAUGGUCUAUUUUUGGCUGAUCUCUUUUCUUGAACUCUUACCUUUUGAAAGUGGAUGCUACUGUUAAAUUUAUUUUCAAGACUCAAACAGAUCUUUUUCUUUUUUAUGCCAAUAUUUCUUGGGUUUUGUCUUAA
Molecule: messenger RNA, 1830 nt
Organism: Salvia miltiorrhiza (redroot sage)
Lineage: Eukaryota; Viridiplantae; Streptophyta; Magnoliopsida; Lamiales; Lamiaceae
Product: zinc finger CCCH domain-containing protein 66-like
Exons: 7
Coding region: 386-1648 (420 amino acids)
Molecular function (GO): metal ion binding; mRNA binding
Source: RefSeq, a predicted model, not a curated record